Cordyceps fumosorosea ARSEF 2679 is the source of this 1836-nucleotide messenger RNA. RefSeq names its product Glycoside hydrolase, family 76. Bases 1 to 1836 code for a protein of 611 amino acids. The transcript has 4 exons. Gene Ontology annotation, biological process: carbohydrate catabolic process; fungal-type cell wall biogenesis. NCBI's taxonomy places the organism in Eukaryota, Fungi, Ascomycota, Sordariomycetes, Hypocreales, Cordycipitaceae. Gene Ontology annotation, molecular function: mannan endo-1,6-alpha-mannosidase activity. The record is from RefSeq and is a predicted model, not a curated record.
AUGCUGGCCUCAAUACGUGGAGGAUCACGGCUUGGUCGCAGCCUCACGGCUUCGCUGCUCGUCGCUGGCCGCCUGGUUCAGGCCGCUGGUUACAGCUUGGACCUGACAUCGCAACAAUCCAUUAAGGAUACCGCCAAGGGCCUCGCCGACGACAUGCUUUCCUUCUACUCUGGCAAUAAACCUGGUGGCAUUCCUGGUCUGCUGCCGUCACCAUACUAUUGGUGGGAAGCCGGUGCCAUGUUCGGCGCCCUCAUUGACUACUGGUACUACACCGGAGACGACGAGUACAACCAGCUAGUCUCUGAUGGCUUGCUCUUCCAGGUCGGCACUAACAGAGACUACAUGCCAAACAACCAAACCUUGACUGAGGGUAACGACGAUCAAGGCUUUUGGGGCCUUGCUGUCAUGUCUGCUGCCGAGUACAACUUUCCGAACCCCCCAGACGACCAGCCCCAGUGGCUGGAGCUCGCCCAGGCCGUCUUUAACACCCAGGCCGCCCGAUGGGAUACGCAAAACUGUAACGGCGGCCUGCGUUGGCAAAUCUACCAAUGGAACAAAGGCUACGAUUAUAAGAACUCCAUUUCUCAAGCCUGCUUCUUUGCACUCGGUGCUCGGCUUGCGCUCUACACAGGAAACCAAACCUACGCAGAUUGGGCUGAAAAGACCUGGGAUUGGAUGUGGUCGACUGGAUUUAUCAACAAUGAAACCUACUACGUCAUCGACGGUGCCGCCAUUGGUAGCAACUGUACCUCCUUCAGUCCCUACCAGUUUAGUUACAAUGCUGGUGGCUUUAUUCUCGGAGCAGCCGCCAUGUACAACCAUACCGAGUCCCAAGCUUGGAAGGAUCGCCUCGACGGUCUUAUUACAGGCUCCGAAGUAUUUUUCGUCGGCGACAACAACGACAUCAUGUCCGAGGUCGCCUGUGAGCCUGUCGACCGCUGCAAUAUUGACCAACAGUCUUUCAAGGCUUAUUUGUCCCGAUGGCUCGCAGCUGCCACUAAAUGGGCCCCCGACACGUACGAAACUGUGAUUCCCUACCUGACGGCAUCUGCCAAGGCUGCUAUCAACCAGUGCGUUGGAGGUAGCAACGGCAGAAUGUGCGGGCUGAAAUGGGCGAGGAACGAGGGCAAAUAUGACGGAACUACCGGUGUCGGUCAACAAAUGGCCGCACUGGAGGUUCUUCUUUCUACCACCAUCAAGAGCCGCGGGGCCCCGCUGACAGCCAAUACGGGAGGCACCAGCAAGGGUAAUGUCAAUGCAGGCGCCGGCGAUAUUGGCAGAAAGGACCCAAUUCCCAUUUUUGCGCCCCCCACUGCUGGAAUGAAGGCUGCUGCCGCAUUCCUCACACUUGCCAUACUGACUGGGCUUGCUGGCGCCGUUGCCUGGCUUCUCUUUGACGAGACCUCGGACCAGAAAAUGAUGGCCCAGGUUAAGGGGUCUCUUGCUAAUUUUAAGUCCACGAUGGCUGGCGGCGCAGCCGGGGAAACAGGGGCGGCCCUGGGAGCUGGAGGCGUGUUCGUGAGCGCAACAGCAGCAGAUCGUCGACGAAGCACUCCGAUAGACGAAAAAGCUGCCCAGACUACGACGGGGUACGUGAGCUCACGCAGCUCACGCAUAAGCGACAGAGCCAUCAGCGACAGGGCUAUUGAGGACAUGCCUGUCCUGGUCAAUCGCGUGCGCAGCGAUAGUGGCAACGGCGCCCGCCGAAUGUCCAACAUGCCUAUAGGAUGGCCGCGAAACUCGGUGGCGCGGCCAGGAUCAGGACUGGUGGGCCAGGCUCUCACGACGGAUGAAACCGAUCGCAUUGAGCCGGUCGGUCCAGAACACAACAGGUAA